Aspergillus aculeatinus CBS 121060 is the source of this 948-nucleotide messenger RNA. RefSeq names its product NAD(P)-binding protein. Lineage: Eukaryota; Fungi; Ascomycota; Eurotiomycetes; Eurotiales; Aspergillaceae. The transcript has a single exon. The coding region runs from base 205 to 948 and encodes 247 amino acids. The record is from RefSeq and is a predicted model, not a curated record.
CGCGUAUAAAAGAGUCCGCACGCACGCACCUGCCGGGCCUGCCAACACUACAUGAUUUUUCUGAAUCGCACUCAAAACCACAUUCAUCGACAGGGCAUUGGACAAGGCUUGUCCCACAAGAACACUGGACUAUAAGCACUCGAUUGUGCAUUCUCGCAUUUAUCACCAGAAAUUUUUAGAUUGCAACUUUUCCCCAGCAUCAACAUGACUAUCAGCGAGGACCGCAACAUCAUCAUCGUGGGCGUUGGCUCCCUCAUGUCCAAAUCCCUUGCCCUCUGGCUGGCAAGCCUCGGAUGGAACAUCGCCCUGAUAUCCCGCUCCGAGCAGAACCUGUCAGCCAUCGCCAAGGAAGUGCGCGAAGCGCAGAAAAGCCCCGCGGCCAAAGUUCUCUACCGCACGGCCGAUGCGGGCGAACCUGCAAGCCUGACCGCCGCGCUCGACUGGUGUCUCCAGGAAUUCGGAGGCACGCUGGACGUCCUGUGCUACAACGCGGCCCGCGUCACCGGCACGGAUAUCACCAGCACAACACCAGAGGAACUGCAAGCAGACUUCAAGAUCUCCGCUGUCGGUACGUUGGUGGCGGGUCAGUGGUUCGCGGGCGAAAAUCACGCCCGGGUCGACCGCGUGGCCCAGGGCGAAUGGCCCCUGUUUCUGGUCACGGGUGGCAUUCUGGACAAGGAGCCGCAGCCCAUCGUUGCCUCGCUGUCCUCCGUGAAGGCCGCGUCGCAGACACUCAGUCGCCUGUUCGCCAAGGCUUUGCCGGACAAGGCCAGGAUCCUGGUGGGGAUGCCGCUGAUUACGGGGCGGGUGGUGAGCCCCGGCACUGAAGGAUAUCAGCCAAAGUUCGACCCGGGUACGGUGGUCGCUUCGGUCUUCAAGCCCUUCUUCGAGGAUCGUGAGGCCCGUUGGGAUGGAAAGCUGGGGUGGGUGGUGGAGAGGUAUCACUGA